GGUUUCGUCCACCAUCUUGGGGUCAUUUAUUGGUGGCCUACUUUCUGUUCGUUCUAAGUUUCUCCACGCGUAAAGAUGUCUCUCGCACGUAUCAUCAGAUCUGCGAUGACAUGGGGCAUCGCAAGUUUCUACGGCUCCGUAAUGCUCGUUACCAUGACGCUAGGCGCUAUCAGGCGCGGGCCACGAGCGUUCUUCGGCUACAAGGUUCGGCAGGACCGCCCCAAGUGUCUGGACGACCCGGAGCUGGGCACGCACGGGUACGUGCGGCUGAAGAGCAGCGGGCUGAGGUUCCACUAUGUGGCGGCAGGGGAGAGGGGCAAGCCGCUCAUGCUGUGUCUGCACGGCUUCCCGGAGUGUUGGUACUCCUGGAGACACCAACUCAAGGAGUUCAGGAACUCCUACCGUGUUGUCGCCCCCGACCUUCGCGGUUACGGUGAGACGGAAUCCCCACAACCAUUCGGUUAUUGGGGAUGGCCCAACUUCAGUGUGUCCCACCUGACCAAUGACGUGCGAGAGUUGAUCGAGGCUUUAGGCUACAGUUCCUGUACCCUGGUGGCACAUGACUGGGGCGGUGUGGUUGCCUGGCAGUUCGCUAUUGACCAUCCUGAUCUCGUGGACAAGUUGAUCGUGAUGAACAUCCCACAUCCUGGCAUCUUUGCGAAGUACAUGAGCACCCAUUUCUCCCAGUUCCGCCGCUCCUGGUACAUGUUUCUCUUCCAGUUGCCAUGGCUACCAGAGAUCUUAGUGAAAUCCUUCGACUUUGAGAUGAUCAGUGAUUGCUUCAAAGGCAAAGGGAUGGGCUGCAGGCGCCGUGAUGCCAUAACAGACGAGGACUUAGAAGCCUUCAAGUACACCUUUGCCAGACCUGAGGCCAACAUGUCUGGAGCCAUCAACUACUACCGUGCUGCCUUCAAGGCACCCCCACCCCGCAGCUACAAGGGCACAAAGGUGACGUGCCCCACCCUGAUGAUCUGGGGGGACCAGGACGCGGCCUUAGAGGUGGGGCUGACUGAGGGGACGGACAAGUUUGUACCUGACUUUACUCUGAAGAUGGUGCCGGGAGCCAGCCACUGGGUACAGCAGGACCAGCCUGAGGUGGUCAUUGGGAUCAUGAGGGAUUGGCUGAAGUAGAUCAAUAGCAGGCAUCUUAGCCUGGAUGCCAGGCCAUUUCUAGGUUGUACACAAGCAAGCUCUUCAGCUCCUAGGGAAUAUUACCACAGACACCCUCAGACCCUAAGAUAUGGAACUGGGGAAUGUCUGUGGUAAAAUUUCCUUGGGGGUAUGUUGGCCCUCAAACUUCCUUGUGUAGGCUGUGGGCCUAUCUCUAAUAAUGGUACAAAAUGCAUUCCAGCACUACCCAUUGUCCUGACAUACCUGAAGGCUUGGAUCAAUAGAUCCUAUUCAAGUUGCUGAAGAAUUGAAAUUACUAGAGUACAGAAGUGAUAUCAUGUUUGCAGUGAGAACUUUAAAGAUCAUAAUCUCCUUUCUUGAUAAAUGGUUUUCUGGACCAAGAAAUAGAUUCUAUAAAUUUGAAGACAAAUUGCUCAAGAAUAAAACCUUCUAGAGUUCAGUAGUAAUUACAUAUUGGUGCAGUGUAUGAUGUUUGCUGUGUGAACUAGGAUUAUAUUCUCCUUUCUUGGCAAAUUGUUUUCUAGACAAAGAAAUUAAUUCUAAUAUGAAGACAAAGUCUUGGGUUAUUUUUUCAAAUGAAUGUGCAGUUCCAGAAUUUCUAACAGUGACAUAUGAAUUGAUUUGUAUCAAUUUUGAAAUUGAUAUGAAAUCUAUUGAUUUGUAUGAGUAGUAGUGUGUAAAAAUAUAUUAAGAUGAUCACAAAAGUGGCAAACGAGUACUUCAUAUUCUGGACAAGGAGGUUGAAUAGCUAGGGGAUUCAACCUCCUUGUUCUGGGCAAGUCAACCAUCAUCAAGGUACUUUUGUUACUGUAAUCAAGGAUCUAUGAAAUGGAACCUGUUUGUGAUUUAAUAUGGUGUAUUGUAACUUGCAUUGUAAAUGCCAGCAGGCAAAGAAUUAUGAGACAAGUAAUAGUUACCCCAUGGGCGGGGCGAGUUUUCUGUGUAUAUCACCAGGCCCGCCUACCGAAAGUCCACAAUCUUUCUUGUUAUUGCUUGAAAAGCUGUGACAGACAGUGUCAGGCUGUAACAACACAAGGUCAUUAAUCUUGUCAAGACCUUCCAGGGCAAGGUGCCUGGAGAGACAGAAAGUCUGGUCAUAUUCCUCUGGGGAAUUAGAAGUCUAGAGUAGGAUUGGUCAGUUAUCACAUGACACAAUUCUAGUCCCAGAAGAUGGGCUCAAAGGUAAGCGAGGAUUGGUCAGAACAGGUCACAUGCGUAGAUUUCUUGAUAUUACUAGUAGUAGUACCACACUUUUCUUCUGAAAUCACCACACUUUUCUCCUGAUAUCACCACACUUUUCUCCUCAUUUGCAUGAAAUAGCAACACACUUUUUUCAUAGCGACAUACUAUGUGGAUAUAGCAACAGAAAAUGGGGGCUUCUCAUUGGCUGAGGGGAAGUAGCCAUGGGCUAAUAAAGGUUUUUUGAAUUAUAAAA
This is a messenger RNA of Branchiostoma floridae (Florida lancelet), 2566 nucleotides long. Its product is annotated as epoxide hydrolase 4-like. NCBI's taxonomy places the organism in Eukaryota, Metazoa, Chordata, Leptocardii, Amphioxiformes, Branchiostomatidae. The record is from RefSeq and is a predicted model, not a curated record. The transcript has 4 exons. Gene Ontology annotation, molecular function: hydrolase activity. Bases 76 to 1131 code for a protein of 351 amino acids.